GGGCCCCGGCGCUCAGGCACUCGGCGCCCGCCCCGCCCCUCCCCACCCCGCCCCGCCCCAGGAGCUCCGCCCCGGCCCGCGGCUCUUCCGCCUUAGGCAGCCGCUAGGCGGGAGGGACUAACCCCCCACUCCCACCCGGGGCACGGGGAGCUGAGACCCGUCAGGGUAAGGCGAGGCCCUCGGCUCCUUCCGCCCGCGCCCCGGGUGCAGGUUCCAGAGGCGGCUCCCGGGACUGCGCAGGGGGAGCCGCGCGGGCUGGCUACGCACCGGGCCGCGGGAGCCGCCCGGCUGGGCCACCAGGGGGCGCUGCGGAGCUGGGGGACACCCCUCCCUGCCCGCCUCAGUCCCCCGCCCCCUCCCCGCCCGCGCGCAAAACACUCUCGCCCCAGAGGCAGCGCGGCCGAGCCCGAGCCGCGGCCGGAGCGGAGCCGGAGAGCGGCGGCGGCGGCGGCACCAUGACCCUGGGCAGCUGCUGCUGCGAGAUCAUGUCCUCCGAGAGCUCCCCGGCCGCGCUGUCCGAGGCCGACGCAGACAUAGACGUGGUGGGCGGCGGCGGCGGCGGCGGGGGGGAGCUCUCAGCCCGCUCCGGGCCCCGCGCCCCCCGGGACGUGCUCCCCCACGGCCACAAGCCUCCCCCGGAGGAAGCCGAGGCAGACGUCGCGGAGGACGAGGAGGAGUCGGGUGGCUACUCGGACGGCGAGCCCCGCGCUCUAGCGCCCCGGGGGGCGGCGGCCGCCGCUGGAAGCCCAGGGCCGGGCGCGGCGGCGGCGGCGGCGGCGACGGCGGCCCGGGGCGCGGCGGGGCCCGGGCCGGGACCGCCGCCGUCGGGGGGCGCGGCGACGCGGAGCCCGCUGGUGAAGCCGCCCUACUCGUACAUCGCGCUCAUCACCAUGGCCAUCCUGCAGAGCCCCAAGAAGCGGCUGACGCUGAGCGAGAUCUGCGAGUUCAUCAGCGGCCGCUUCCCCUACUACCGGGAGAAGUUCCCCGCCUGGCAGAACAGCAUCCGCCACAACCUCUCGCUCAACGACUGCUUCGUCAAGAUCCCCCGCGAGCCGGGCAACCCGGGCAAGGGCAACUACUGGACGCUCGACCCGGAGUCGGCCGACAUGUUCGACAACGGCAGCUUCCUGCGGCGCCGCAAGCGCUUCAAGCGGCAGCCGCUGCCACCGCCGCACCCACACCCGCACCCGCACCCCGAGCUGCUGCUGCGUGGCGGGGCCGCCGCGGCGGGCGACCCCGGCGCCUUCCUGCCGGGCUUCGCCGCCUACGGCGCCUACGGCUACGGCUACGGGCUGGCACUCCCAGCCUACGGCGCGCCGCCCCCGGGGCCAGCCCCGCACCCGCACCCGCACGCCUUCGCUUUCGCCGCGGCCGCCCCGUGCCAGCUGUCGGUCCCCGCGGGCCGCGCCGCCGCUGCGCCUCCACCCGGACCUCCGACAGCCUCGGUGUUCGCGGGCGCGGCCUCGGCUCCGGCCCCCGCGCCCGCCCCGGGGUCGGGCCCCGGCCCCGCAGGCCUGCCCGCUUUUCUGGGCGCGGAGCUGGGCUGCGCUAAAGCCUUCUACCCCGCGUCCCUAAGCCCUCCCGCCGCCGGCACCGCGGCGGGCCUAUCCUCCGCACUCCUGCGCCAGGGCCUCAAGACGGACGCGGGCGGUGCGGGCGGCGCGGGCGCAGGAGCCGGGCAGAGGCCUUCCUUCUCCAUAGACCAUAUCAUGGGCCACGGUGGCGGCGGGGCAGCGCCCCCGGGAGGCGGCGAGGGCUCCCCGGUGUCGCCGUUCGCGGCCGCCGCGGGUCCCGGGGGCCCAGCCCAGGUCCUGGCCAUGCUGACUGCCCCGGCCUUGGCUCCGGUGGCCGGCCACAUCCGCCUCUCGCACCCCGGGGACGCGCUCCUGUCCUCAGCGCCCCCGUUCACCGGCAAAGUCGCCGGCCUCAGUGGCUGCCACUUCUGACCGCGGCGGGCUCCGGGCCAGGAAGUUCGCUCUCUCUGAAGCCCAAAGCAGUGUCUACACCAGCGAAGCUGAACGCAGAGGUGAAGCAGGGGUCUGCACAAUCCCGGCAGGAACCCAGAGCCCAGCCCACUGAGGAAAAUCCUUUCUCUUUUGUUCGGGUGCUUUUUAGAGGAACUUGCCCCUUCCCGGUGGCCGGCUGGGUCCAGCCAUCCAGGGCCGGCGGCUCUCUCCCGGCGUCCUGCUCGGGCCCAGGCCCUGCCGUAUUUAUUGUAGCUAAAGGCAAUGAGGAUGGGUGGGAGAGGUGGGUGGCAGGGGGUCCUGUAAUUACUGUAAAUACCUGUACAGCCAGCUGCUCUCUGCCUUCCCUGUCCACUGGCUGUGCAUCGAUUUAGACUUCUCCACUCCAAGGAGAUUGUGAAAUCGUCUGAUGGUUUGUGUGGAAGAAAAGAAAAAUCUGAUUCCCACCCCCACCCCCCAGACUUCCCAUUGGUGUCAAUUGAAUAAAUGUCUGUGAACCUCCGCA
This is a messenger RNA of Oryctolagus cuniculus (rabbit), 2469 nucleotides long. The record is from RefSeq and is a predicted model, not a curated record. NCBI's taxonomy places the organism in Eukaryota, Metazoa, Chordata, Mammalia, Lagomorpha, Leporidae.